Messenger RNA from Larimichthys crocea (large yellow croaker), 3484 nucleotides. RefSeq names its product RAB3D, member RAS oncogene family, b (gene rab3db). The record is from RefSeq and is a predicted model, not a curated record. Gene Ontology annotation, molecular function: GTPase activity; GTP binding. NCBI's taxonomy places the organism in Eukaryota, Metazoa, Chordata, Actinopteri, Sciaenidae. The coding region runs from base 344 to 1009 and encodes 221 amino acids. The transcript has 5 exons.
GCACAGCGGACAGCCCACCUCACCUCGAGCUGCUGUGUGCGUGCCGUGGGACAGCCUCCGAGCUCCGCGCGACUGCUUCGCUGUCCGCCUUUAACUCCGUGACAGAGGGAGCUCCAGUCACCGUGCUCGAGAUCCGGGAGCAGCUCAAGUCCGCCAGCAAAGACGCGGAAAAAAAGAAAGCGGGUCCGGGCUGCCGGUGCAGGGGACAUUUCAGGUGUUCAGCUCUACUUUCAGAGGCUACUUUAGCCGGCAUCUGUCUCACCGCCGGACGGAAGACAGCCGCGUAUCACUGACGAGAGUCGAAGGAUAACCGAAGUGGACGUUUGCUUUCUUCCGCAAGAAGAUGGCAUCAAAUGACUCGCGGCUCCAGCAGCAGCCUUCUCCGAAGGAUGCGGCCGAUCAGAACUUUGACUACAUGUUCAAGCUGCUGAUCAUCGGCAACAGCAGCGUGGGAAAAACCUCCUUCCUGUUCCGCUACGCAGACGACUCCUUCACCUCCGCCUUCGUCAGCACCGUGGGCAUUGACUUCAAGGUUAAGACAGUCUUCCGCAACGACAAGAGGAUCAAGUUACAGAUUUGGGACACAGCAGGGCAGGAGCGUUACCGUACCAUCACCACAGCCUACUACAGAGGAGCCAUGGGCUUCCUGCUCAUGUAUGACAUCACCAACCAGGACUCCUUCAACGCAGUACAGGACUGGGCAACGCAGAUCAAGACAUACUCAUGGGACAAUGCUCAGGUGAUCCUGGUGGGUAACAAGUGUGACCUGGAGGACGACCGGCUCGUACCCACAGAGGACGGCCAGCGACUGGCAGAGGACCUCGGUUUCCAGUUCUUCGAGGCCAGCGCUAAGGACAACAUCAAUGUGAAGCAGGUGUUUGAGCGUCUAGUGGACGUCAUCUGUGAGAAGAUGAACGAGAGCAUGGAGGGAGACAUCAACCUUAUGGCCAACCACGGGAACCACCUUAAAGACUCGCCUUCAGAGAGCCACGGGGGCUGUGCUUGCUAAACCCCCUGCCUUCAUACCAAAUCCCUCAACACACACACACACACACACACACACACUGAUACUCAUACAUAAAGACCAACUCCUUCUCUGUGCCUCAACUAUGGAAAGUGCAGCACCUCUUCCUCUGUCUUCACUCCAGCACCGCACAGCACAGCACCAACCAACCGACAGCCCCGCUCCUCCCUCCUCCUCCUCCUCCUCCUCCUCUCUGUCUUUUUCCCUUUAAAGAAGCUCAGUCUGUCUCUGUGGUCUCGACCCAUUAGCCCUGUGGUAAAAUCUGCCCUGCAAUCUGUUCAACCACCGCUGCCGACAUUAGCAUUUUAAAUGUACUGAGCUGAAACAUUUGUUCAGUGGCUUUCAUUUUCUGAGACCAGUAUUUGUGCAGACAGCUUGAAGCUAGUGAUGCAGGAUGGCCAGGUCUAUAGAAGGCUUUACACUUCAGAUCAGAUCUGACUCCUAAACAGGAAGAUGCAGAAACCCUUUUAAACCAGACGAUACUGUAAAUACUAAAUGAAUCAUCUGCCUCACAGUUAUUCAGAAAGUGAUUACAGUGAAUAGAUGGUAGGAAAUGUCACAGCAGCUGCAGCGAUGAGCGUAUAGUGUGGGGCGCUUGUCCAAUAGGACGCUUCAUGCUCAUGGCUGUUUAAAGAGAGAAGUUUCAUUCAUUCAUUGAUUCAUUUGACAAACAAAUGUGACAUGAUGACUUUUGGACAGAGUUGGACUAGCUGUUUACCCAGCUUAGCUUAGCAUGAAGACUUUGGAUAGAUAAAGACAUAAUGUUACAUUUUGUUCCAUCUUGACAGAGUUGGGCUGACUGUUUCCCUCUACGCUAAGCUAAGCUAAGCUAAGAGCUGCUGGCUGUAGCUUCAUAUUCACUAUACUGAUAUUAGAGUGGCGUCAGUCCACUCAUUGACUUUCCUGUGAAGAAUUAGAUUAGAAGAUUGAUAGCAUGCUCAUGUCUGUAAGCUAAAUAUGAAGCUACAGUCAGCAGCCUGCUAAGCUUACCUUAGCUUAUUUUAGCUUAGCUUAGCAUGAAGAUAUUUUGGAUUUAGCGGUAGCUUGGUAUUUAAAGUAUAGAUAUUCGAUCGGUAUCAGUCUUGGAAUGUUGAAUACAAACAAUAUUCUUAACACAUGGGCAGAUCAGUGAAGCACAGCCAGUCUGCGUGUUGAUGUGUUGCUGUUCCUCGUCCUCAGUGAGAUUCUGAGGAAUACAUCCCAUCAUCCGUCACUUCUUCUGAAGUUGAAAGUAUUGAUCAAGAUGACAAAGUGUGAUCUUAUGAUCUUAAAUCUGAAUAGCAGUGUGACGCUGCCCCCUGCAGCCCUCCUCUCCUCUGCACACAGCUGGAGGAGCUGUGGAACUGUAAACGUUCACAGACGUGGCGUGCUCGUGUGAGGAAGCCGUUUAACACUGGUGACACUUGUAUUUGCCACAUGACCUGCCUCGUGUGCAUGUCCUCGCUCACCCCUUUGUGCCACUCGUUUCUUUAACACCUUCUCCUACACACAACACAUACACACACACACACACACUGCAGCAUGGCCAAACAGCUGGCAUGGUAAACCUACUAUGCUUAAUAACUGAGUAUUUACAAAGUGGAGUUUCUUUUUACUGACAUUAUGACUGUUGAGUGGAGCAGCACAGUGUGUGUUUGUACUCAGAAGGAUAUGUCUAGGCCUCAACUGUGCUGUUGCCACUAUUAGGAGAAACAAUGUGCUGGUGUUUUUCUGCUUUUAUUUUCUGUCACUUGUCCUUCACAGUGCCAUUUGAACGCCACAGUCCACAUCUUGACUACUGACUGUCAGUUAGUAUCAACCAUAACCUCUACACCACCAUAGCAGCCUCACGUUGCCAUGCCAAAAAGCCCGCCAUCCGCUCUGAACAGCUCAGAGGCUGGUGGUCAGCUCACUCCCCUGCUAUUGUGCAUGCCUGUGGUCAGUUAUCUCCCCUCGUCAGCGUGUGCUGCUGAACAGUGAUAUCAGAUGGCCGAUUUAAUCAUCUCAUCUGCCCCACACAGAGCACCCAUGCAGGGGUUUAACACAAAGACUCAUAACACUACAUUUGUAUAGUAACAUUCGUGUAUAAUGCACAGUGCAGAUAGCAUCACAUCUGUAACAGUCUGACUAAAGGAGCUUGGUGGCUGCUGCUUGAAUACAUGUUGAAUGUGCUGACUUGUCCACUGAUAUAAAUUUCUAACCCCUCUGUCCAGUGUCUGCCAUACUGACCUUUGCACAAAAGUCUGUAGCAUCCAGAGCUGUCAGUACAGGGUGUGCUCUCUGCUUUCCAAUGUUUAUGGUUUUGUUUUCCUGUCUUGCAUUUUUGGAUUGAUCGCUUUCUUAAAGAGGAAAGAUCAGAUCAUUUUGAACUCUUUGUUUUAGGCUCUGAAUGUGUCGGAUGAAGCAUUGUUAUAAAAAUGUGUCUUAAAAACAAAAAUAUGUUGAAAAGUGUAGAUGGAAAUAAAGAAUAUAUUCAUUAGA